Molecule: messenger RNA, 6986 nt
Organism: Rhincodon typus (whale shark)
Lineage: Eukaryota; Metazoa; Chordata; Chondrichthyes; Orectolobiformes; Rhincodontidae
Product: piezo-type mechanosensitive ion channel component 2-like
Exons: 47
Coding region: 21-6986 (2321 amino acids)
Source: RefSeq, a predicted model, not a curated record
GACCAUGUGUGUAGUUGGUGAUGGCUCCCGUCCCCCUGUGUGGUUUAAUCUUCCGAUUGUUGCUGCCUCUCGGUCUCCUUACAGCCAUUUCUUGCCGGUAUAAUGGGCUCUCGGUUGCCUACCUUAUCUUCCUGCUCCUGGUGCCACUGUUCUCCGAGCCCACGGCCAUCACUAUGCAAGGACACACAGGACGUCUACUCAAAGCCUUGACUUCCAUCAGCUUCAUCUUUCUGCUGUUGCAUCUGGGAUCUCAAGUGAUGUUCCAUUACAUUCCAAAUAAUGGUACAGUUUGGGAGAAUGCACUCUGGCACAUAGGAGUAAUCAGGUUGAACGAAGUCGAUAUUGGAAAUGCCAUUCGUCUGGUUUUUCCAGACAUUGGAAUAUUUAUCGGAAGCUUGGCUGCUUUUCUCAUCUGCAGGAGCCUGUUGAUUGAUGCAGGCUCGCACGAUGAAGCUCAGAAUUUGUCCCAUUCCGAGGGCAAGAAGGAGGGGGAUGAAACCGAAUCUGAAGAAGAGACUGAUUCUGAGAUGGAUUCUGAGGAAGACGAGGUUGAGAAAUUGGAACAAGAUGAAGCAGAAAAGAAACCAAAUAUCACUCAUAAACUGGCUGCUGUGAUUGUAGCAAUUAAAGAGAUGAUUGGACAUCUGAUAAUGGCAGCAGGAAAAGCUGUUUUGACUAUUCUGCUAUGUUUUGCAGGUAUUGUGCACCCAUCUCUCAUCUCUGCAGUCUACUUCUUCACGUUCCUGGGGCUGUGCUCCUGGUGGGCGUGUGGGCAUGUUUUCAGCUUGUUCUUCUUCAAGCGCUUGUGCCUUUUGAUGGUUUUUGUCAGCGGAGGACACCUGACUGCAAUCUACCUUUACCAGUUACCUGCAUUUCAGCUUCCACCUGACCAGGUUCAAAUGAGGUUGCUUGGAAUGACAGCUGUGAUCCAAACCAAUAUGUCAGCGCCGUGGUGUCUGAUGACCCAUCAUGGGCUGCACUGGCCUGUCAUUCUGAACCCCAUCGUGCUGCUUGUUCUGUACUACACCAUGGCAACCAUCAUUCGGCAACUGUUUCUCAGUGAGACCGGGACUGAUCUUCCAGAGGUGAAAGUUUACACUGCGGAAAGCUCGUCAGAACAGAUCGAUGUAGAAGCCAACCUACAGAUUGUCGAAUGUGAUGGUGACAAGGGGAACAAUAACUGUCUGCCAGUCCAGAUGUACAGCUCCCCAGAGUACACUCUGCAGUCCUCCAGUGCUGGGAUGGAAAUAAAAGAUGACGCAUCUGGGAACCCACCCAGCAGCAUGACGAUCAUUGGCCACUUCAUAAUGCAGCAGAGUUACAUCUGUGCACUCAUAUUCAUGAUGAUCUGGAGCAUUACUUACAUCAGCUGGAUGACUUUUGUCCUUUUGAUCUGGUCCUGUGUGAUCUGGAUGUUACGCGACAGUCAGCGAUGGGCAAAACUGAGCUCUCCCCUUCUGACGGUUUAUGGGAACUUGCUGUUAACUCAACAGUUCAUUACAGGCUUGGAGUUGAGUGAGGCUGAGCUGUUCCCCACAGCCUCUAACGCUGUCCUGAUCGACUUUGACCUGAAGCAUUCAAACACACCGUGCGUUCACCUGGGAGCUAAGGUCAUCUAUACUUUCACCUUUUGGAUCUUACUGCGUCAGCACUUGACUGAGAAAGAGGAAGUGAGAAAAAGAAUGCAGGUAUCGCUCAGUGAGAUCAACAUUCAGGGGCCAGAGAGUGCACAGAUGGACGGUACUUUGAUGGCAGUUCUUGGUUCUGUGGUGAAGGGAUUUUUGAUAAAGUAUUGGAUCUACUUCUGCACAGCCAUGUUUAUCAUUAUUAGUUUUCAUGGCAGAGUCGUGGUCCAUAAAAUUCUUUACAUCGUGUUGUUUCUGUUCUGUGCGGCACUGUAUCAGGUACAUUAUGAUUGGUGGCGUCAAAUCCUGAGGUAUUUCUGGAUCACUGUUGUGUCAUAUUCAAUGCUGGUGCUAGUCACGAUCUACACCUAUCAGUUUCAAACUGUUUCUUGGCUCUUUCAGCAGAAAAUGGGAAUGUCUGAGGACAGUUUGAAGGACCUGGGCUUGGAGCAGUAUGACACUGCUGAGCUGUUUGCUAAUAUGUUACUUCCUGCCACCUUCCUCCUGGCCUGUAUUCUCCAGCUACAUUACUUCCAUGAUCAUUUCCUCAACCUGACAGACUGGAAACAUGUCAAUCCCAGGCAGGAUAACCUCAUCAAUAGAUUGAAUAACAAACGCAGCCUUUACACCUUCAAGAAACCCGGCUUUGAACCAAAGGAGCCAAGCUUGGAGCAGGAGAAGGGAGCAGAUAUGAAAGGAUAUCCAAGUCCGUGGAAUAUGGUGAUUGACAGAUUGACUACCCUAAUUUUACGGUUCAUGGAAAUACUGCAUAAAGUCCAAGUCGGGUUGUGGAGACUCCUGGAACUGCACAUCAUCAAGAUGGUCUCUUCCUGUAUUAUCUGGAUCACGUUAAAGGAGGUCUCAUUGAUGAACUACCUUUUCCUUAUUCUCUGGGUGUUUGCAUUACCCUAUUCCUCAUUCCGUCCACUAGCAUCCAGCAUUUCGACAGUCUGGGCUUGUGUCAUGAUUGUCUGUAAAAUGAUGUACCAGCUCAAGGUUGUUAAGUUAUCCACAUUUUCUGCAAACUGCACACUGAAUGGAAGUCAAGAGUUGCAGUCCACAUCUACUCUGUAUGCUGGUCCUAUUGACCCUACAUACUGGUAUGGAGCGCUGAGGAAAUGUGAAGAUGAUGUCUUGCCCUGUCUGAAGAAUCACUUGAUCAUCUUGAGUUUACUGGUGUUUGAAAUGACAGUUUAUCGCCAUCAACAGUACUAUAGACUCCACAAUGGGCUCAAGACUCCUUUAACAGGAACGCUACUUGACAAUAUCACACGGCUCCAUUUGGACGAUGGGCUGCUGGACUGCAUCAAAUACUUCACAAACUACUUCUUCUAUAAGUUUGGGUUGGAGGUCUGCUUCAUAGCAGCCGUACACCUCAUCGGGCAGCGCAUGGACUUGUACUCUGCGAUCCAUGCCUUGUGGCUAACGGUUGUUCUCUGCAGACGCCGGAGAAAGGCCGUUGCUGAGAUAUGGCCCAAAUACUGCUGCUUUGUCGCCUGUAUCAUUCCUUUCCAGUAUCUGCUGUGCAUUGGGAUCCCUCCUUAUCUCUGCAAAGAUUAUCCCUGGAGGUCCACCCUCGGACUGAGCUCCAAUCUCAUUAAGUGGCUUUAUCUGCCAGACUUCAUAAAGAGACCCAACCCAAUCUUCCUGAUGUAUGACUUCAUGCUACUGUUAAACAUAUCAAUGCAGCGGCAAGUGUUUGAAGAUGAGAACACGGCAGCAAUACGGAUGAGUGCAGGAGACAAUGUUGAAAUCAGCCGUUGCCUGGAUACCGCUACAGUUUAUCAGUAUAUUCCUGUAGCCAACUUCCUGCACUGCAGGUCAUACUUGGAUAUGCUGAAAGUAGUUGUGUUCAGCUACUUGUUCUGGUUUGUGCUGUGUCUAAUCUUCAUCACUGGGACAAGCAGGAUCAACAUCUUCUGUAUGGGUUACCUGGUUGCCUGUUUCUACUUCAUGUUCUUUGGAGGACAGCUGCUCCUAAAACCAGUCAAGGUCAUCCUCAGGCGCUGGGACUAUCUGAUAGGCUACACUAUCCUGGUGAUAGUGAUAAAGAAUAUAUUUGCAAUUGGCUCCUGUGUCUACUUGAAGAGUUUGCUUGAGAAGAACUGCUGGAUGGUGCAGACGUUUGGCAUGGCCUGCACGAUCAAAGAUUAUGAUCUCCCGAAUGCAGAUGAUUUGCUUGAAAGCUGUGAGGUCCCAAAUAAGCAGGCAGGCAUUAUUUGGGACAGUACCUGCUUCCUCUUCCUACUAGCCCAGAGGCGGGUCUUCCUGAGUUACUAUUUUCUCCAUGUUGUGGCAGACCUAAAGGCUUCCAAACUGCUGGCAGCGAGAGGAGCUGAACUAUUUGAAGCUAAGGUUAAGAAAGGAGUUACAGCAAGACUAGAGAAAGAGAGGUUAUCCAUGGAAAUGCUGAAAAAACAGAUGGAAAGGAUCAGAGCGAAACAGAAGCACCAACUAAUGGCGACACUAGUGCCAAAACCUGGUGAGACAUCACACAGAAUCAAUCGGUUCGAAGCAGAGAAUCAGGGAGUGUGUUCAGCUGAUGGCAAAGACAGAGCAGAAGAUGACAAGAAGAAGUGGUGGAAGCCCUGGGUAACUCAUUCCUCAAUGAUUCACAGUGGGGACUAUUAUCUGUUUGACACUGACAGUGAGGAUGAAGCUAAGGAUGAAACUGGAACAGUUGAAGAUGAAACAGUAAAAACCUCAGCAUUCCAGUUUGCUUACAUAGCCUUAGUUAAAGACUCUAAAGCAGCAGUCAAGGAAAAACACAAGGAGCUGAAGCGGGCAAAGAAAGUACAGAGGAUGACAGAAGAUGUGGAGCAAAGAAAUCGACAAGAUUUAAACAGAGCUGACUCAAGUGAAGAUGAAUUGGAUGCUUCGAAUGUGCAGGAUCCGGAUAAUUUCAUCAAGCGAGGAGUGAACAUUCUGACCUUCACUUGGAUGUUUGUCCAAGCAUUGCUUGAAGGACUGAUUGAGCUUCUGAACUCCGUCUCCAAGGAUUACAUUGAUAUCUCCACCGUGCUGAGGUUUGAGAGGUCCAUUUUGAGAAGAGAAUUAAAACAGGGAAAGCUUUCAAACCAGGAGACAAUUCACAAUUUUUACAAUGCCAAACUGAAAUGUCGAGCUCCCUGUAAUCCUGAUGGUGUCUUGGAGAGAGAUGAGCCAACGGAAGGAGAACCAGCGUCAACAUUGAACUACCAUAAAAUGGCCAGCCUUGAUUCGAUGUUGUCCAGAGACAGCAGUGUGUCCAGUUGCAACACCGAAGUCACUGUAGUGUCCUUGAAGCCGACAGCCAGUGACUGUGCUGAUGAUGUUGAGGAGCCAGUCUCCGUGGUCCCAAAGCCCAGUAAUCGCAUUCGGUGGAGACUGCAGAAGAUGCUCAACAUUGACAUCCCCUCCUCACUGGACUAUGAGCCUCCAAGUACAUUGGUCCAGUGUGCCAGAUCAAGUACCUGGCAGGGAACAACAGAAACCAUUGAGGAAGAGGCAGAUGAAGAGGUCGCUAAAGACAUUAUAACUCCACAAUUUUACCACCCACCAUCCUACAAUGCAGUAGCAAACAGCUAUGAAUAUCUUGACCUCUCUGAGGAGAACGUGUCUGUGGAAUCAGAUAAGGAGGUGUCAAAGAUGGACUAUCAACCUCCUCUUAGCUGUGAGACUCAUCUCCUAACAGCAAGUGAUCUACUUCUGAACAAGGUGUUCCAUGAUGUUGAACUGGAAGAGUCGGACAAAUUCUACCGUAGUUUGCCUCAUCUCCUGAAGCUGCUGUUUGCCUUGUAUAAUACCAUGGUGUCCCAGUCUGACAUGUUGUGCUACUUUGUAAUGAUCCUCAACCACAUGGUCUCAGCCUCAGUGCUCACCAUGGUCCUACCCAUCCUUGUCUUCCUCUGGGCAAUGCUGUCAGUGCCUAGACCCAAGAAGCGGUUCUGGAUGUUGGCUAUCCUGUACACCGAGAUCACUGUUGUUGUAAAAUACUGCUUUCAGUUUGGAUUUUUCCCCUGGACCAGCACCUCCUAUCGAAUGUAUUACUUUAAUCAGCCAUUCUACCUUCCCAACAUCAUUGGCAUUGAGAAAAAGGAUGGCUAUGUGCACUAUGACCUUAUCCAGUUGCUUGCUCUGUUCCUGCAUAGGUCAGUCCUCAAGUGCCAUGGUCUGUGGGAUUCCCAUGAUGCAGUGAAGGGGCAGCACUUUGAGAAGAAGCAGAAACAAAGCAACAGUCAGAACCUGGGAGAGGCACAGGAGGACAAUGAGAACACACAAACAGUGAGCCUGCAGGACACUGAACGGGGCCCAGAGAGGAAAAACAGUUCCAGGCGAUUAUCAGAAAGAGUAAAAGCUCCAAAGAGAUCCAGAAAGAAGAAGAGGGAAUCCCCAAAGGCAGAGAAGCGAUUAAGAGAUACUGUCAAGGAGCAAAUCAGAGAGAAGACACAGAUGGCAAAAAGAUACAUUACUGUCAUAGCUCUUCAAAUCUACCUGCCCAUUAAAGAAUUCUUCUACAACAUUAUCCAUCCUGAAUAUAAUGCAGUGUGUGAUGUCUACGCAUUAAUGUUCCUCAUUGACGUCAUUAACUUCAUCAUCACCAUUUUUGGAUAUUGGGCAUUCGGAAGAUACACAGCUGUGGCUGACAUCACGGAAUCCCUCUCAGAGGAUCAGGUGCCCCAAGUGUUCCUCGUGAUGGUAUUGGUUCAGUUUGCCACCAUGGUGGUUGACCGUGCUCUCUACCUCAGGAAGACCGUCAUGGGGAAGGUUGUCUUUCAGGUUGUCAUGGUACUUGGGAUCCAUUUCUGGAUGUUCUUCAUCCUCCCUGGGGUGACUGAAAGGAGGUUUAACCGAAACCCAGUUGCUCAGCUUUGGUACUUUGUUAAAUGUAUUUACUUCGGUUUGUCAGCGUAUCAGAUCAAGUGCGGCUAUCCCAACAGAGUGCUCGGCAACUUCUUAACCAAGAGUUACAACUACGUCAACCUCUUCCUCUUCCAAGCAUUCCGUUUGGUGCCCUUUUUGACAGAGCUAAGGGCAGCGAUGGAUUGGGUAUGGACAGACACCACACUCAGUAUCUCCAGCUGGAUUUGUGUGGAGGACAUUUAUGCCAACGUGUUCAUCCUGAAAUGCUGGAAUGAGUCCGAGAAGAGAUACCCACAAGCAGCUGGUCAGAAGAAGAACAUGCUGGUUAAAUACGGAAUGGGUGGCCUCAUCAUUGUCUCGUUGAUCUGCAUCGUGUGGUUCCCACUGCUCUUUAUGUCGUUGGUCAAAUCUGUUGCUGGAGUGACCAAUCAGCCUCUGGAUGUCUCUGUCAAGAUCAGUAUUGGUGGCUAUGAGGAAUCUUCCACCAACACCUCUGGAAUAAUGAGUCUGUUUGUAUGA